UGGGCACUCCUAGGCGCCGUCGGGGCCCUGUUCACCUUUCCCUGCCAUCUCUCUCUUCCCCAACUUCUCUCCCUGCUUUCCCAUGACGCGCAUCACCAUUUUUUCCUCUCUCUGAUGCUUGCAACCGCCAAUGCCCCUAUUGCCUCGUCGUUGCCGAUCCCAGCGCCCAGACGCCCAGAUCUCCCCUCUCCUCCCCUAGCCAGCCGGGACGCCCAACUUGGCAGCCUUAGCUCGAUGUCCAACGCCUACCGACGCGGCGGCGCGGUGGCUCGGCGGGGCAAUCUUCGCGGCUCGCCCGUAGCGACGCAGAUCGUCCUCCCCGCAGCCCGCUUCCCUCCGUCCCUGCGCGCCAUCCAGCAGCACCCAGCGCAGUGCGCGAGGCCCAGCCCCGUCCCCGGUUGGGUUUUGCGCAGCCCCAGCGCAACAGCAGUCUCGCCAUUCUCGUGCCUCGCCUCGAGCUCGUCUGGUCGUCCGCCGUCGUUGCGAGAGUGCGAUCCAUCUCCAAGCUUCAAGGAGUCGACGGUCAAGCUUCGACGACCAAGUGAUCAAGCUCUCUGAGUUCUAUGAGGUUGAAGACCCUGAGCAUCUGUUUGGUGAAGUCAAGUGUCCUCUGACCCAUUAUGUCCCAUUUACUUUAUAAUACACUGUCCCGCAUACUAUGAACAACCUAAGGAUUUACUAGCUUUCUAUUUACCUGGUCCUUGAUUUACCUUUUGGGUUACUAUGGUUAGCUACAUGCUAGCGCUUUACUUUAAUCAAUGAACAUGAUGAGAUACAAUGAUGAUACUAUGAUUUCAUUCUGGAUAUGAUGAUAUACUUGUGGCAUUUAGGGGACUCGGGCUGUUUCUCGAGUGCCUCUCCGUAAGGACCUGUUCGUUGAGAGACCACCCGGGAUAACAGUGCAACCAUGAGGGUGAAAUGGGAUGCCCUUAGCUAAUUAAUUAGAGGAACUAGAGGUGUAGUUGCUUCGCCGUCGUGCCGUCAAUGGGGUCCAGGCACAGUGCUUGCUCUGCCGAGGCUGAGUGCCAAGGUUCUUUCGUUUUGCUUUUGUUAGUCACCCUCCUGCGGGGAGAGGUACUGUGUUUAUCAAACUGGAGAAACCUAACGGGCGGCUAUGACCUCUAGGGAAUCUUUGUAACAGCUACGUAGUGAUACCCUGCCGGACCACCUAGGAAGUGAUCAAUGGGGAGUCAUGAUCCCUGGGCAAAACGGGAAUCACGGCUCAUGGGUAAAGUGUGCGACCUCUGCAGAGGGUAGUGAAACUAAUAUAUCAGCCGUGCUCACGGUUAAGAGCAGCCUUGGGAUCCUCUUUGAUUAGAGAUACAGAUGGUUCGAGAGACAAGGAUUAUGUUAUGGUUUUGGUUCGACUAUGAUGAUGUUGUUCCUCGAUGAGGAAAUGGUUUACGGGUUGGUUAAUGCUAAAAUCUGGCUUCUACUAAUGAUAAAUACUUGACCAACUAAAAGCAACUGCUUGAGCCUAACCCCCACAUAAAGCUAGUCCACUUCAGCCAAACGGGACAUUUGCUGAGUACGUUGAUGUGUACUCAUCCUUGCUUUACCACAAAACAUCAGGUUGUCCGCAUUGCAACCACUGCUCAGGAGGAGAUGAAGUCGUGGAAGGAGACUUCCAGGAGUUCCAAGACUACGAUGAAUUCUAGGUGUGGGUUGGCGGCAACCCCCAGUCAGCUGCCUGUGGAGGCCUUAUCUUUACUGCGUUUCGCUAGUACUUUGAUUUACUUGUUAAGACAAUGAAUAUGUGGAUGUCUAUGACUCUAUGAUGUAAUAAGUACCCCUUUUAUGUUAUUAUUCGAGCAUUGUGUGAUGAUGUUCAUUU
Zea mays is the source of this 1834-nucleotide messenger RNA. RefSeq lists its product as uncharacterized. Bases 115 to 558 code for a protein of 147 amino acids. The record is from RefSeq and is a predicted model, not a curated record. Lineage: Eukaryota; Viridiplantae; Streptophyta; Magnoliopsida; Poales; Poaceae. The transcript is spliced from 2 exons.